Topomyia yanbarensis is the source of this 1702-nucleotide messenger RNA. Its product is annotated as neurogenic protein big brain-like. Gene Ontology annotation, molecular function: water channel activity. Lineage: Eukaryota; Metazoa; Arthropoda; Insecta; Diptera; Culicidae. Gene Ontology annotation, cellular component: plasma membrane. The transcript has 7 exons. Gene Ontology annotation, biological process: transmembrane transport. The annotation marks the transcript as partial. The record is from RefSeq and is a predicted model, not a curated record.
AACGCGGCAGCAGCAUAUCUCGCUCCGUUUUUUCGUUCGCCCAUUCCCGUUUGCGGCGUCUAUCGGUGAGGACGUGCCUUUUCCCAAGUGUUCUACCAUCAGUCGUCAGCUCCUGCGUGUGUCGGGUGUGUGUGUGUGCGGAUCGCUAGUAGCGUCAAUCAGCAACAGCCGGAGAAUUAGUGCCCGCGCGCAGAUCAACCGGUGUGUGACUUGUUUUGCGAGAACAGGGAUAGUGAGCCGCGCUCGAGUGUGGAGUUUUCCCCGGGAAUCGGUGUGGAUAAUUCAACAAGUGAUUUUUGUCGUUUUCCACAAACGAAUAAGCAUGCGAAGGAUUCUACUGGAGAAUACGAAGGGAAAGUGGACCGAAAAGUUGAACUGCUGACCCUGUGUGAUCAAUCGUUAGCUAAACUAAUUGAGAUCGAAGCAUUAAAUUGAACUUAAUUGACCAAUCGCAAACGAAGUGUUUUUUUAUAUUUAUUGUGUCUCUGUGUGAUAGUGCUCAGUGCUUAGAAUGGCAGAGGAAAGUCUUCACGUGCCUGAUACAAACAUCGACUUUCAUAUCGUUCAGUUGUUUGAACGGCUGGAAAGCCUCCGGAGGGAACCGGGUGGGGCCAAACACUCCAACGCCCUCCAGGGACGAAUCAACAUGCACAACGAACUUCGUAGUUUGGAGUUUUGGAGAUCGAUAACCGCCGAGUGCCUGGCGUCCUUCUUCUACGUGUUCAUCGUGUGCGGAGCAGCAGCCGGAGCCGGUGUCGGGGCCAGCGUUUCAUCGGUUCUACUCGCCACGGCCCUCUCGUCCGGAUUCGCCGUCACCGCGCUAACCCAGUGCUUCCUGCAUGUCUCAGGUGCCCACAUUAACCCGGCCGUAACCAUCGCGCUGGCGGUAACCCGCAUGAUAUCGCCACUGCGUGCCAUUCUCUACACGACAGCACAGUGCGGUGGAUCGAUAGCUGGUGCUGCCCUGCUUUACGGCGUGACGGUUCCCGGCUAUCAGGGCAAUCUGCAGGCGGCAGUGUCCCACACCUCGUCCCUGGCGGCCUGGGAACGAUUCGGUGUCGAGUUCAUCCUGACCUUCGUCGUGGUGCUGUCCUACCUGAUCUCGACUAAUUCCUACAAAAAGUACUUUGGCUCGUCGGCGAUCGCCAUCGGUGCGGCCUACAGUGCCUGCAGUUUCGUCUCGUGCAAAUGCUUCAUCCUGUCAUCGUCAGCACCGGCGUUUAUCCCGGUUGCAUGGACAGAACGAACCCCGAGGGCGAAAGCACUCAAGGGUAUGCUUGAUAUCGAAGGCAUGUCUAUUGAAUUCGCUAGCAGCCGUCUCAUCCCGCACGGUACGGGGUACGGAACUGGGAAAAUGGAAAAAACGAUAGGAGGCCAAGUCCUAACGACCGAUGAAGUUGUUGCUGAGGGCCUCUGCGAAAUUCUGGAUGAUGUACGCGGCUGGCAGUUCCUUGGUGGGGGUUCUUCUGGCUCUCCGACCGCACACUACCGGGGAGUCUGCCUCAGCGUUCCCUUGUAUGUCACAGUGUCCGGGGAAACCACAAAGUGUGAUGAGGGAAUCGGCUUCGAUCUCUAUUGCCUGGAUGAAGGGGUACCGGAACUGGCCGCUCUCGAGUGCGCGAAGUACCGAGAGGGAAUCCGUGAAUAUCGUGGUUGCAGAGCAAUGGCUGCGGCUUCGACGGAAAAUACCAAGUACUCUGAC